AUGGGAAUGGGUUCGAAAAUGGAAGGACCGUCUACCCCAGCUAAUCGCCGUGACCCAUACGAGGUAUUGUCCGUGUCGAGGGAUUCAACCGAUCAAGAAAUUAAAACGGCUUACAGAAAGCUUGCUCUGAAGUAUCACCCUGACAAAAAUGCCAGCAAUCCUGAAGCUUCGGAACUAUUUAAAGAGGUUGCGUAUUCUUAUAGUAUAUUGUCUGACCCAGAAAAGAGAAGGCAGUAUGACAGUGCUGGAUUUGAGGCACUUGAUGCUGAUAGCAUGGACAUGGAGAUUGAUUUGUCUAAUCUUGGGACGGUGAACACAAUGUUUGCAGCUUUAUUCAGCAAACUGGGUGUCCCUAUCAAAACUACCAUUUCAGCUAAUGUUCUUGAAGAAGCUCUGAACGGAACAGUUACAGUCAGACCCCUUCCAAUUGGAACAUCAGUCAGUGGAAAGGUAGACAAGCAAUGUGCUCAUUUUUUUGGUGUGACAAUAAACGAACAGCAAGCUGAGUCAGGCAUAGUAGUAAGAGUUACUUCAACUGCACAAAGCAAAUUCAAGUUGCUCUACUUUGAACAUGAUGUGAAUGGAGGCUAUGGUCUGGCAUUGCAGGAAGAUAGUGAGAAGACUGGCAAGGUGACAUCUGCAGGAAUGUAUUUCUUACAUUUUCAAGUGUACAGAAUGGAUUCAACUGUGAAUGCGUUAGCAAUGGCCAAGGAUCCUGAAGGGGCCUUCUUUAAAAGGUUGGAAGGUCUUCAGCCUUGUGAAGUCUCGGAACUAAAGCCUGGCACUCACAUAUUUGCUGUUUAUGGAGAUAACUUCUUUAAGACUGCUAGUUAUACUAUUGAGGCAGUAUGUGCAAAAUCAUAUGAAGAUACCACGCAAAAACUGAAGGAUGUUGAAGCUCAGAUUUUAAGAAAGAGGAAUGAGCUACGCCAGUUUGAAGCAGAAUACAGAAAGGCAUUGGCACGCUAUCAGGAAGUGACAGACAGAUACACUAAAGAAAAACAAUCUGUAGACGAGCUUCUGAAACAAAGAGAUGGUAUCCAUUCUUCCUUCACUAUUGUGAAGUCAACCAAUAUUAGUGGAAAUGGUAGUAAUUUGAGCAAUGGGAGUUCUAGCAAACUGACUGGUGAAGAGAGCCCUGGGGAAGAUGGAGGAUCAGAUGGGAAGGACAAUCAAUCAGCUUGGGUUGCGGUUGCAGUUGCAGUUGCAGUUUAUGUCUGGAAUGAUUUUCCUUUGCUUGGUUCCCGACAAGUUGGUUAA
This is a messenger RNA of Sphenostylis stenocarpa, 1260 nucleotides long. Lineage: Eukaryota; Viridiplantae; Streptophyta; Magnoliopsida; Fabales; Fabaceae. The record is from the annotation of a GenBank genome assembly.